AUGAAGCUAUACACGUUCCUGGAAUGUGUUGCCAUUUCGGCUUGGGCUAUCUCGCCAGGCAAUGCCGCCGCCAAGACGUACAAAACUUGUCGCAAACUUCCAAAAGACCCCGAUUGGCCGAAUCCUGAAAUAUGGGAGGCAGCAUUACCGGGUGUAAUCCCGAUACAGCAAAAUUCUACGACCGGUCCUCUCCCAAAUUAUCGAUUCCGCGCACACUCUAUUGAAGAUGUGCAGGCUGCCGUAAGGUUUGCCACGGAGCAAAACGUCCGCCUUUCUGUCAUCACCACAGGGCAUGACCAGCUUGGUCGAAGCGACGCUGGAUCAGGUCUUCUGCUUGAUCUGUCUUUUCUAAGAGGCAUCAAAGUUCAUGAAUCUUUUGUUACAACUGAGGGUGGCACAGACAGGCUCGAUCACACAGCGAAAACCAAUGUCAUCACCCCAGUCCCUGGUGUUCAAGCUGCUGUUACGUUUGGGCCAGCGGCAGCUGGGCUCUAUCUCAACUACGGACUUGACCUCUCUGGCUUGUUUACCGUGAGCGGAGCUGCAGCAACCGUGGCUGUGGCCGGAGGAUGGGGUCAGAAUGGCGGCUAUGGGCCGCUCACCGCCCAGUACGGGCUCGGAGUCGAUCAGUGGCUAGAAGCCAAAGUGGUGACACCCGACGGGCAGCUUCGCAUCGCAAACGACAAAGCCAACAGGGAUCUCUUCUGGGCCAUUCGUGGCGGAGGCGGCAGCACGUUUGGUGUCGUCGUCGAAGCCACCUGGAAAGUGUAUCCUACAGUUCCUAUGACAGGGUUCAAUUGGUGGAUCAACUCAACCCUUAUAGGUCCAAAUGCGACUGACUAUGAAGUUGGUCGGACACCAAUGAGCGAGGCCAUGGAAUACCUCUUGUCAGAGUUGCCAACCCUUCAAGAGAAGGGCAUCACGGCGUACAUUUAUGCCUCGCCGACCAGCGUUCGAUGCUAUGCCAUUCAUCCUGCAGAUCGUUCUAGCAUCGCGAAUGCAAACGCCGUAUGGGGUCCCAUUUUGUCCAAGAUGCAGUCAUUCCCCGGCAUGACGCCUUUCCAAUCGCGUCCUUAUGACUUUGUCGAUUACAAAGACUUCUUCGACACAACCUAUGGCCCGCUUCCGAAUCCAGGAGGUGAACCCACCCAGCCUUACAACCGCGGCAUCGUCCCCUUUGACACUCGACUACUGGGCGCCGAGCACUUCCGCAGUCCCAACAUAACCUUUGCGCUACGUGAAACGAGAGGCAACUAUGGUAUCCUGGUUUGCUCGCCGGGUGGGAGACUUGGUGAUGGAUCUGAGACCUCAAACAACCCAGGUUGGCGGAAGGCUGUCGCACUCCUCGUUGGAUUCAAGUCGAAUACAACCAACGUAGACGGGCUACGGCGUCUUGCUCCCGACAUGGGGACAUAUAUCAACGAGGCGAGCACAGAACAGGAACACUGGACUUCAGCCUUUUGGGGCACAAACUACCCACGCCUUUCUAAAAUCAAAUCCGAGAUUGACCCAAACAUGACGUUCUGGACGAGCCCUGGAAUCAAUGCCGACCACAUGGAAACGGUCGAUGGGCGUGCUUGUGUUAUCGAAAACCCGUCCGAUGAGCCCCCUCUGAUCCCUCCACCAACCGACAGACAUGUUAUCGCGGACCUAGCCAAGGAUGGGCAUUUUCUCUUUGGGAGCAGGGAACUUAUAGGCGUCGCGUACCCGGCUCCUGGAACGUGGGAGGGCUUACAGUCCCCUAAGAAGGAAUCAGUGUACUCACCAAUGAAUCUACCUCCAGCCGGUGAUACUCCAUGGCAUACCACGCUAUGGCUCGGCCCACGCCAACAGACACCUUUUCAGCAGGGUGAAACAUUCACCGCUGGACCUUCAUGCUACAGGCGAAGCUCUGCUCACCCAGAAUGGCCCACAUGGCGGUGGAGUAAGGGCCAUCGCCUGCACGAUAUUUCGUCUCUUUGCGACGUAUGUGAUAAGAUUGAUAUCACAGAACUUGCUGAGCGAGGGGGUCCAAUGUGCCUCAAUAGUUCCCUCAGCGCCGUAACUCUCGCAUCGAGAACUUGCAGGUUUUGCGCCUUAAUAUGCCAAAGCGCCAAAGGCUGGGCACAGUCUCGGGAUUUUGACAAUGCGGAGGGGGCUAUGGACACCAUCAGUAGCAUACUCCUAGAGUGGCGGGCCGGAGAGUUGUUCAUUUUUAUCCCGUAUGCGAUAGGAUUGGCAAACUUUCGGCCUUCGAUUGCUAAUGGCUUGGUCUUGGGAAGAUUUCAAAUCCACCAUAAGGAAGACAAGACAUCGGCACCUCAGACCGAUGUUAUUGACGCCUCCAACCAAGCUACGGGCCCCCUACAGUCUACCACUCUGCACCGCCUGACAGCAGAACUGCGCGAGUUCAUCAACUCUCCUUGCUGUGAGAUUUGCACACCCCAACAAACACGCGCAAACCACGCUAGAGGGUUGCAGACCACCCCGGAUACGACUCCUUUCCUCCCAGAUCGAGUUAUUGAGAUUUUAGACUCGUCUACCGCAGAUCCCGUGAAACUUCGUCUUCGGACGACGCAAGGGAUGACAAGGGGCCAAUAUAUCACCUUGAGCCAUCGAUGGGGGGGCGAAACACCGCUCAAGACCACAAAAGACACACUAAAUUCGCGCAUCAAGGGCUUCACCUUGACCGACAUGCCACGAACCUUUCAGGACGCUAUUCUCGUAGCCAUAGCUUUAGAGAUCAAGUACGUCUGGAUCGAUUCUCUGUGUAUCGUUCAGGAUGAUCAACAGGAAUGGCUUGAGCAAUCGGUGAAAAUGGGGUCUGUUUACGCUAAUUCUACCUACACGGUCGCCGCCCAUUCCGCGAAACAAUGUCACGAAGGCUUUCUGUGGAGAUGUCAGGUGCCUUCAGAUCUUUGCAUCAGUCCUCAGCGCGGCGGCCCCGAGUUCUUUGUGCCAAUCCCUGAACUGCACGACGCGCACGUCCGUCGACUCUUCUUCGAUGGCGAGCUAUCUCAACGGGCAUGGGUUCUUCAGGAGCUUACCCUGUCUCCUAGAAUCUUGCAUUUCGUCGAGAACGUUCUCAUCUGGGAAUGUGAGCAUCGUUCCCCGGAUUUUCGAGGCCUAGUCGCAAGAACGUCUCAACGAGAGUGGGCUAUGCUCUACCCGAACACUCCGUACCUCCAAGUCUCGCUAGAUACCUCAGCAACACUAUUCAGGAAGGCAGGUCUUGACCUAGGACAUCACUCUGCGUGGCGAGAGCUAGUUCAGCAGUACUCCAGCUGCCAGAUGUCCCGAAAGAGUGAUAAGUUGGUCGCCGUCGCUGGUAUCCUUGAUUUGUUACGCAGCAGCAUUUCCGACCCUGAAGAGAGACAUUACCACUGCGGAGUGUUCCAGUCAGACAUUGACAGGUCUCUCAUGUGGUACAGGAAAGUACGAAAGGGCAAGCGCCAGCUGGAGAGAGCCCCUUCAUGGUCCUGGGCUAGUGUCGAUGCUAAGGUUCACUUUGAUGCCCUUGAAGCGGACGACAAUCUAAAAUGUUUGCUUCGCGUCAAAAGCGUUCAACAUCAGGAUUAUACUGUUGAACCAACAACUCAUGAGCCCCCAAGCUGCCGCCUUGCGAUCAACGCCCCACUCAUUCGGGCAACCGUCUUCGUGCAAGAAUCUUCCGGCUAUAGUCUAAAGCCAGAAGACUACAGACCCCCAAAUACUCAAGACGGACAAGUUUGGGUAGUUAGAAUCUAUGACCACGACGAUGGCGCGCCCUUCGGGUGGUAUAUUGAAGAUAUGAACGAACUAUUCGCAACCCCUCCACCCCGAUGGCCUCCAUUCCCACGAGGCGAUGUGGCAAGCACGAUAUUUUUCCUAGCAGUUUGGUGUCGAGAGGAAGACGCCUUAAAACCUAAAACACUAUAA
Messenger RNA from Fusarium vanettenii 77-13-4, 3897 nucleotides. RefSeq lists its product as uncharacterized. The transcript has 6 exons. Gene Ontology annotation, molecular function: FAD binding; oxidoreductase activity. The record is from RefSeq and is a predicted model, not a curated record. Bases 1 to 3897 code for a protein of 1298 amino acids. Lineage: Eukaryota; Fungi; Ascomycota; Sordariomycetes; Hypocreales; Nectriaceae.